AUGGGGCGCCGCUCGGGAGGAGGAGGAGGCGGCGGUUUCCGCAGCGCGCCACGGGCCCCCAAGCCGGCAGCGGCCAAGCCGGCGGCGGCCAAGACGUCGUCCGCCCAGCCGCCGGCCAAGACCGACGGCAACGCCCCCACCUCCGUGUUCGGGUCAAUGGGCUCCGCCAUCGCCGACGGGGUCGGGUGGGGCGUCGGGACCAGCAUGGCGCACCGGGCCAUGGACUCCAUAAUGGGCCCGCGGACCAUCAGGGUCGUCGAGGAUCCGCCGGCCGCCGCCGCCGCCGACGCCUGCGGCAUCCAGAACCAGGCCUUCAGCAACUGCAUCUACGGCAACGAGAGCGACAUCAGCAGGUGCCAGAACUACUUCGACCUGCUCUGCCAGUGCCGCCGCUCCGGAGGAGGACAAGGAGGAGCGUCCACCAUGGCCUAAACCCUAAGAUUAUUCCACAACCAUAUAUAUGUCCCAGCUACAUGAUCCUACUAGAUUGUUUCCUUCCGAUCGAGUCUUCACGUUUCCUCAUAUUGCUCGUCGAGUGAUCAAUCAGCCAGCCAGUCAUCCAGUUGUCCGUCCUUGAAUAACAACUUGGAGAAAGAUCGAUCGGUGUUAUCUUUGUAAGAGAACAUUUUAAUUACAUAUCUUGUCUCCGUUCGCUGGAUUUGUAAAAUUUAGUACCGUUUGA
Molecule: messenger RNA, 682 nt
Organism: Hordeum vulgare subsp. vulgare (domesticated barley)
Lineage: Eukaryota; Viridiplantae; Streptophyta; Magnoliopsida; Poales; Poaceae
Exons: 3
Coding region: 1-432 (143 amino acids)
Biological process (GO): mitochondrion organization
Cellular component (GO): nucleus; mitochondrion
Source: RefSeq, a predicted model, not a curated record